Verticillium alfalfae VaMs.102 is the source of this 2442-nucleotide messenger RNA. RefSeq lists its product as hypothetical. The transcript has 5 exons. Gene Ontology annotation, cellular component: cytosol; nucleus. The record is from RefSeq and is a predicted model, not a curated record. Gene Ontology annotation, molecular function: RNA 7-methylguanosine cap binding; mRNA binding. Bases 1 to 2442 code for a protein of 813 amino acids. NCBI's taxonomy places the organism in Eukaryota, Fungi, Ascomycota, Sordariomycetes, Glomerellales, Plectosphaerellaceae.
AUGGACUUCGACAUGGUAAUGGAGGACGUGGCGGAGAGCCCGACGCGAACUGAAGCUGCGACUGAUGAUCAGAUGAUCGCGCCAGCGUGGGAUACCGCGCACGAUGAGCCCUUUGCCGACAGCGAAAGCACAGCUAUUGUGCCCAACAAGGUUUACAUCCGAGGACUUGACACGUUGUCGACCGAAGAUGUCAAAACUUUUGUCGAAGACCACUUUGGACGGGUAAAUAAGAUUGAAUGGAUCAAUGACGAGUCAGCCAACUUGGUGUUCCAGUCCGAGGAUGCUGCCCGAGAUGCGUUGCGGGCUCUGAGCGCGCAACCAGAAGCAGCUGCCCAAACCUCUGCUGGGGAGACUGUCCCAGCGAAGGACAUACCUUCCAAACCCGAAGUCAACUUGCAGAUCCGAAUUGCACUGCAAAGUGAUAAGAAGGCGCCUGGGGCAGCUACUCGGAGUCGUUACUACUUAUUCCACCCUGAUCAGGACCCCGAGGAACGGAGACGACGCGAAGGCAGACGGCGAUAUCGUGAGCGCGAAAAUAAUGGCUACCGUGGCCGUGACAGUUACGCUCGGGAUCGUAGAGGUAGCGAUGAGAUUGAGGUAUUCGACGCGAGCCUCUACGACGAUGACGAAGCAACCUUGGCGAGUCGCGCCGCCAAAUCACGCACUCAGCAACGGAGGUCCCGCUCGCGAGGCUCAGCAUCAGGGCUGGGUGGCUCAAGACGGACCAAUGCCGAAAAGGAGCUCUUCCCUAACAGGUCAUCUUUGGGCAAUAAGGGAUCAACGCGGAAUCGGUCAGCUUCUCCCUUACGCGAUCUACUUGACAGUCGCCCCGUGGUAUUACAGGAUGUCGAUUCAGACUGGUUCCGACCCCGGCAACCAUCCAGCGCUCAUGAGCCAAGUCUGAACAAUACUUACACGACCGACAACAGCAACUUAAAGGAAGGACAAGCUUCGUACAAGGGGCAUCUUCCGCCAGCCCCUGCGGCUCUCGAAGAAAUCGUCGACGACAGGGCACACGCCUGGCAUCACCCAACCCUUGAUCAGACUGUUGACAUUCUAUACACCCUUAUGAUGACGAAAUCGGUCUCAACACCACUCCCAGUAGAGUUCGACCCACAUAUUCGACAUCUACUCGAAGGGUUUUCGGGAUUGCAAACCUCCCUACACGAGACACAGCAAUUGCUUGCUGAGGAGACUGAAACAAAACGAAGAAGCCUGGACGAGUUCACGACGAUGUCAAUAGAUUGGGGGAAGAAGGAGAGCGAUUACAAGGCUGAAAUCCGCCGGCUUGAGUUGCUCUUGGCCCGAGCUGCCCCCGAAGGUGUUGCGGCUGUUGUGCUUGCGAGAUCCGGGAGCGUUGUGGAUCGCAGCCUGGCCGAGUCAAGGCGGUUCAAGGCACGCAUUCGUGACUUGACGGACGGCGCAGGGGUUGAUCCUAUACUCUCUCAGCAUGCUCAAGCAGGUGCUGAUGUCGAACUUGGCGAUGUCUGUUGCCCAACUGAAACAAGAUUUAGAAAGCCACAGCGAUUCGCAUCGCAUCGCUCACUUUUGACUAUGCGGCAAGACUUGGCCCCGGACGCCGAUGUCAUCAGCAGUGAGCGGCUUCGCCGCCACAGCCUGCGCCGGAGACCUGGUCAGAGACGACGUGCCGCGACGUCUGUCGUCAACGCAGGCAGUAGUUCACAAGAGCCUGGAGUGCAUCAGGGCUGCCGGCCUGCAAACCUUGAACACCCAAAACCUGGGCUAUAUCUGGGCCCGGGCACCGGGAGGCUCGACAACUUCUUACGUUCUCGCCUCACUGAUCACCUCACGGCCGGUUCGGGAGCACCUAACUCAUCUUCGACGGAUCAAUUUGAUGAUUUGGACCGCAGCGAAGACGAGGGCGUCACGGAGACACACCAUCGCCGCAUUUUCUCAUUCCAAGCGGGCGAUGACAGGCUCCCGAUGGUCAGCCACCACUGUACAUCUCCAAGCAAGCAAUGCUGCGAAAAUUCCGUCAUCGAUAGGCACAAGGCAAGCACGACCUCCCUUACAAUGAGCCCAGCGAAACGCUCACAGGGCGAAGAAGUUGGGGAAGCGGCUGAGUCGACUGGAUACUCGUCAAAUGAAAUGGUCUCCGAAGAGAAUGCAGUCAGCAGCUCUUACAAAAGAACACUGACCUCUGGCGGGAAUGACGUUCACGAGGUAACCCCAACUGAGAAAGUUUCCUGCCAGGGCCUUGUCAUGGCUCCCUACGAGGACUUCAGGUCUCCACAAUGCCGCAAUAGAUCUGCCAGCUUGCCCGAAGACAGAUGUGAGACUACCGAAAGCGGCUCUCGGAGCGGUCGAAAGAUCACGACACGUACGAUCUCUGACGCAUGUCAGAGAUUGACUCUGGUGGACUUCGGCAGACAGCCCGGGGAACGGCCGAGUAUGAGCCGUAGCAGUGCAUCCUACACGUAG